Molecule: messenger RNA, 665 nt
Organism: Formica exsecta
Lineage: Eukaryota; Metazoa; Arthropoda; Insecta; Hymenoptera; Formicidae
Product: chromosome transmission fidelity protein 8 homolog
Exons: 2
Coding region: 152-514 (120 amino acids)
Biological process (GO): mitotic sister chromatid cohesion
Cellular component (GO): Ctf18 RFC-like complex
Source: RefSeq, a predicted model, not a curated record
UUUUGCUUAUACGUAUACGAUCCACUUUUGUAUAAGUUUAUGAACGACUGAUAUUUUUGGCGGUAUUUGAUAUUUAACCUAACGAAGUGGUGUGUGUGUAUAUAAAUCGUCCAAAAGAAAUUCAAAAAGAACACAGAAGAUUUUUACAAAGAUGAUUAUACCGAUUAAAAAAAAUGGAGUUAUAGAAGAUUGGGCUAUCGUAGAUCUGCAAGGCGAUUUAAAAUUUGAAAGAACCGAAAAUUCAAAUAAUCAACUAAUUGGCGACCUACAUUUUACGAAAGCUGGAAUACCUAUUUUAAUUAUUGGAAUUCAUGUGCUACAUGGGAAGGAAAUAUCACUUGAAAAACCUUUAAUCGUAUUAGAAAGGCAUCGUGACAAUAUAAGAGAUGAAACAAUUGGAGAAGAAGAUCAAACUGUAAAGACGGAAUACACUGUAAAGGCUAUUGUAAGGAAGAAACUUCUAUUUAAAUCAAGACCAAAAUCUAUAGUAACUAAUAUUCCAAAACCAUGUUAACAUAUACAUUUGUAUCACUUAUGAAUUCAACUGUAUAAUGCUUAAGAAACAUUUUAAUUUCUUAUUGAUUUAACAAAAGUAAUUUUAUUAGUCCAAUUAUGUUAAUACUUAAUAAUACAAGGUUAAAAUAUAAUACUAAAUUUAGUAUUAA